CCGCACACUCUUCAUCGCAACAGACAACUAUCCAGCAGACCAAUUCAAACCUCAUUCGCAAUGCGUUUCUCCAUUCUCCCGGUGCUUACGCUCACCCUCUUGGGCGGACUCGUGGCCGCUGAUUGCUGCAAAAAAGGCAUCACCUACUGCGGUAGAGGUCUUCUCAACAAGGGCAACUACUAUGGGGAGAUCACGACUGGCCUCAGCAACGCCAAUCAGCCAAAUGACGCGGAUCACGUGAACGACUCCUUGUUCUACUGCGGCAGCUGCACCGACACGCCAUACCAGAAGUUCUGUGGGGCAGGAAGAUGCGCGAAUGGAGGAUCGGGAAAGAACGACUACUGCCGCUAGACACAUCAGUGAACCACUGCCGGACAAGCAGAUACGUGUGCGGCUAUCCAUUGGGGCAGGUUUCGGUAUGCAUUAGGAGGAGAGGUGUGGAUCAAGUUGGUUGGGAGGAGUACGUAGGGAGAUAAUCGGACACUCAUUUAUUCAAUCAAUCUUGGACUGAAAGAUGAACUGUAUGACUUACA
Pyrenophora tritici-repentis Pt-1C-BFP is the source of this 533-nucleotide messenger RNA. RefSeq lists its product as uncharacterized. The record is from RefSeq and is a predicted model, not a curated record. Lineage: Eukaryota; Fungi; Ascomycota; Dothideomycetes; Pleosporales; Pleosporaceae.